Molecule: messenger RNA, 3568 nt
Organism: Armigeres subalbatus
Lineage: Eukaryota; Metazoa; Arthropoda; Insecta; Diptera; Culicidae
Product: polynucleotide 5'-hydroxyl-kinase NOL9
Exons: 4
Coding region: 226-3429 (1067 amino acids)
Biological process (GO): cleavage in ITS2 between 5.8S rRNA and LSU-rRNA of tricistronic rRNA transcript (SSU-rRNA, 5.8S rRNA, LSU-rRNA)
Cellular component (GO): nucleus
Molecular function (GO): polynucleotide 5'-hydroxyl-kinase activity
Source: RefSeq, a predicted model, not a curated record
CACGUGCGAAAAAGUCAAUCUUUUAUUUUGAUUUUGUAGCGUUUGCUGCGUUCAAUCUGUUCAAUAAUGCUUCGACCAGGCCAGAAAUGGUCUCCCGGCAGGAAUAUGCAGUGAAAGCAAUAAAAUAGUUAAAAAAGUGUGAUAAGUGGUUUAAAAUUGAAUCCAUUGUUAAAAGUUUGAGGAUUUUCGAGAUUGAUACAUGUACGCCGACAAACAAUAUCCAGAAUGAACAAGUCUAAACAGGAAAAUCGUUCCACCCGUAAUUCAAACUGCAAGGUUGGAUCGGGUAAAGGUUUCCACCGCAGAAAUAAAAAAGGUGCCAAGACGUGGAAGGAGCAAACCGAUGAUCCGCAAGCCGACCUCAAAUUGAAAGUUGUGGCAAACGGUGUGUCCGAUCGGAAAAAUCAAGCAAACGGCAAUAUGCAGAAGAAAUCCUUUGUGCGAGGAAAAUCAUCUGUAAUUGCUGAAGACAAAAGUAGAAAAAAUGAUCCGCGUAAUAAAACCACACUCCGGAAGGAGUUUGUUCAGAAAUCCGAACGAUUUGUGACCAAAGCAGGGAAGACGAAUGCAGCUUCGUCACCAAAGUCCGAUGGCAUUCAAAAACGGAAAGCGCAGAACAGCGGUGAGCCCGGAACGAAACCAAAAAAGCCAAAAAAUCAUUUCAUGUCGGAAUCGGACAGUGACGCCAACGACUACAUGGAACAAUUUUUCAAAGACGUCCUUAGUGAACAGAAAGUGUCAACCGUGGAUGAAGUUCCAACGGACGAAAGCGAUGAAGAGGACGAUGACCAGAGUACCGAGUCGUCAAGUGAGGAGAGUGAUAGCGAUACCGACGAGGAUGAAGGAAAUGCAAUGUCGCUGGAGCAGUUAAUAGAUUACUAUGGUCAGCGUCGAGAUGAUCGGGAUGCAGAGGGAAAAACGGAUAAAAAGCGGAAGCCGUCGAAGUCGUCACAUUGUAGCAACAAUAAUACGUGGAUCGAGGAAGAUAAUGAUCUGGAACUUGUCUACGAUAACUCCGACGAUGAGAAAGGCAGUAGCUCAUUGGCAUUGGUACCGGUCGGGAAUGUCGAAAACGCGGAGUAUGGUGUUGAUGAAGAUCAGGACAGUUCGUUGGAUGAAUCUGUCGAGGAAGAAGAGGAUGAAGAUUCGCCGUUCGAUCUGGAGGCUUAUUUAAAAGGAGAUUACGAUUCGGCCGACGAUACCAUCGAUAGCGACGAAGAAGAUGACACUUCGGGCUCGGAUUACACGGGCAGUAGUUCUCUGGACGGAUAUUACGAAGAAGAGGAAUCCGAUCAGGAAUCUUCCUCGGACUACGAUUCUGACGAGGAUGAAGACGACGAUAGUCUGGAUGACUCGGAGGAAGACUAUGAUGAUGAAGAUGAGUAUACGUCCUACUGGGAUGAAUCGUACGACAGUGAGGACGAUGAUGAUUACAUCGCAGAAGAAGACGACGAUCUGUACAUUAGCCGCGGAGCUGCUCGAGUCUACAACAUCGAUGAUAAUGAGGUGUCUUUCAAUAGUGACCUGGAAACGGCGCAAAUAGUGGAGUUGCCCAUAGAUGAUAGAAGAAGUAAGUCAGUGGGAUCCAGCGGAACUGAUAGCCAGGAAGAUGGCGGAAAUAAUGAGGGAUGUCCGGCGUUGGUCCCCAUUUAUGAUAUGUAUGGCAAUCUUAUAGAUAGUCCUGAAAAAUUGGAAGAACUUAAAUUACAAAAAGAGGUUAACGAGAGGAAUCGAAAAUCAAGUUGCUCCGAACUGGAUGUGGAUUCCGAACUUAAUCAUAAAGUGUCUUCCCAACUUGAUGUGAGUCCAGAUUUGGACCACCAAAGUACAAUGGAGGAAGACGUGGAACAGAACAAUGCGACUAAUACCAGCUACCGGUUUUAUGAUUCGAUAGAUAUGCGAAUAUCCUUGCUAGUAUUGAAGGAAACUCUGUACUUUAGCGGACACCUCACAGUCCAGCCUUUGAUUGGAGGGCUGGAAGUAAUGGGCUAUAACCUUCGCUCUGGCGAGUGUCGCAGUGUGUUUGCUGCCCGAGGAUUCCAUUGUCUGAACCUAACACCACGUGCGCAGGGUUCUUCGAUAUCGAAGGACAUGAUGGACAAAGUGAUAAACCGUGUAGAGAAGCAUUUCCACGAAGAUGAUCUGAAAGAAAUCCAAAACAGCUUCGACGGUUCCAAUUCUGUAUUAGUGCUGCUACAAGCAGAUUGCAGCAAUAAACGCGUUGAAACUGUCGAUAAGUAUCUUCCGGAAGAUUUUUUGUUUCCUAAAGUAGAAUUCCUAAAAAAGAGCAUAUUUUUUAGAACUGAAUACCUUUUAAAUGUUGAGUUCUAUUCAGAAAAUGUGGAUAAAUGUACUUCACUGUACCGACCUGAUCCAGAAUGGAAUAAAAUAGUUGUUAGAAAUAAUAGUAAACUGGUAGUGAUUGGAGGAAAAGGAUCCGGUAAAUCAACUUUGUGUCAAUAUCUCGUCAAUAAGAAUGUUCAAAAAUUCAAGAAAGUGGUCCUCAUCGAUUUAGACAUUGGCCAACCGAUCCAACACAUUCCGGAAACGAUAAGCAUAACAAUCGUCGACAGACCACUCCUCGGAGUUGCCACCUUUGACCCAAUCCCACCGGCGAAAAGUUGGCUCUUUGGGAGUCUCGACAUCGUGUCAUCUCUUAUUUUCUAUACUCACAACGUCCGCCAACUGGUUCGGUACUGCGAACAGCAUAAAUCGGAGCUCGCCAAUAUACCGUGGGUCAUCAACACAAUGGGUUACGUAUCGGACUUCGGUGAAGAACUGAUGGCAACAAUUCUGCGGAUGUUCUGCCCGACUGAUGUGAUCCAACUAGUUUGUACCGAGAAGUCCUUCGCUAUACCAAAUUUCCAAAAUCGUCUCACGUCGGAGUUUAUCAAUCAGUACAAUUACAACAUUCUACGUAGUGAAGCCCAGGAAUUUACCGCACGGAAAGCCAAUUUUAAACACUACGAGCUAAACGUUUGCUAUCCGAAAAAAGGAUUCACACUAAAUGCGCCGAAACGACGGAAUUUGAUGCUGCUGGCGCACCUGGCGGAUAUCCUGCAGGAUUCCUCUAGCGAAUGGUUCAAUGAGGUGAAACCCUUCUGUGCGCCGCUCAGUCAAUUGCAGGUGCUCAUCACUAGGGAAGACCAAACCCUCGGUGAAGAUCAACUGCCUUCGGUGCUAAACGCCACGCUGGUCUAUCUAUGUCGAAAGAUUGUCGAUAGCGAAUUGUACGAGUGUUUGGGAAUCGGCAUCGUUCGCGGCGUGGACAAGAACAACAACGUAUACCUCUUGCAAUCGCUGCCAGAUAAGCAACUCGCAGAUGUGAACGUAUUGGCCAUUUGCAGUAGCAGCUUGCCAAAUGCCGCCUUUCUGCGACAGAGCUCCCGAAUACAAGGAAGCAUUCCUUACGUGUACAACAUCGACUAAAAGUAGGAGCUAGAGAAGUGUUAAGUUCUGUUUCUGCUAUCUGUAUACUUUAAUUGAGUUUAUCCGUAUUUAUGUUUGCUGUAGAUGAAAAAAUCACGUUGGUUUAGUACAUCGCGUAUGUGCUGUGCGCCAAAAUCUA